Messenger RNA from Clonostachys rhizophaga, 1497 nucleotides. NCBI's taxonomy places the organism in Eukaryota, Fungi, Ascomycota, Sordariomycetes, Hypocreales, Bionectriaceae. The record is from the annotation of a GenBank genome assembly.
AUGUCUUCUUCUGUACCUACCCUGCCCAAACUGACCAUUACUAAGUGGUCGAACUCAGGCGACACCAACAACUUCGAUGUGGUAAACCCGGCAACGGGCCAAGUCCUCACCACAGUCGCUGGAGGCGAUACAAACACUGCAGCUGCCGCCGCCGAAGCCUCCCAAAAGGCAUUCAACAGCUGGCGUUGGCUACCUCCAGCCCAGCGCGCCGGCCUACUCAUCAAGUGCUCGGAAGCCCUGGAAAAACAUGGGGAGGAGCUCGCCCACCUUCUGUGCCUUGAGAACGGGAAGCCAUACCAGGACGCUCUCCUGUUCGACGUCGGCUUCCUCGUCGGUGCCUUCCGCUACUUCGGCUCCCUGGCUGACAAGCUGCCCGACCAGUUCUUCGACCGAGGCUCCAUGUACGCCACGGUCAUGCGGGAGCCGUACGGGGUCUGCGUGGGCAUCUUGCCGUUCAACUGGCCGCCCAUCCAUCUCGGAGGCAAGCUGGCGCCAUGCCUUGCCGCAGGAAACACAAUGAUCAUUAAGCCGGGCGACCAGACCCCGCUCACGGUUCUGCGGGCCGUCGAGAUUCUGCAGACUGUGCUGCCACCUGACGUCGUCAUUGCGGUUCCUGCUCGUGGCCCCGCGGUCCCCCAGGCCUUGGUGGCCAACCCGGCUGUCCGCGCCGUCAGCUUCACGGGUUCGACAACCGCCGGAGCCGCAGUAGCACGCACGGCGGCAGACACGAUUAAGCCUACGACGUUGGAGCUGGGAGGGAAGAAUGCAAUGAUCGUGUUUGAGGAUACGGACUUGGACCGCGCGGUUGCCACUGCCCUGGAGGGGAGUUUCUUCAACAAGGGCGAGGCGUGUACGGCGACGAGCCGUCUCCUCGUCCACGAAGCAGUCCAUGACGCCUUCGUGGACAAGUUGUCCGCGGGCGUCCGGAAGAUCGUGACGGGUAGUGGAAUGGAUCCCAAGACGCACGUGGGCCCGUGUGUGAACAAGGCUUCCCAGGAGCGUGUGCUGGGGUAUAUCCAGAAAGGCAAGGAGGAGGGAGCGACAGUCGCUGCUCAAGGCGCGCUGCCGUCCAACCCAGAGUUGCAGGAUGGCUCCUUCGUGGCCCCGACACUCUUCACCAACGUCACGCCGCAGAUGACCAUCGCAAAGGAGGAGAUUUUCGGUCCAGUGAGCGUCGUGAUCAAGUUUUCCACUGAGGACGAGGCUGUGUCCAUCAGCAACGACUCCGUUUACGGGCUGACCGCCGUCCUCUUCUCGAAGGACCACGAGCGCUGUCUCCGCGUUGCAAGAAAGCUCGAUGUCGGCAUGAUAUUCUUCAACCAGUAUAACCGUGCCGUCCUGGGAACGCCUUUUGGCGGCGCCAACCACAGUGGUUAUGGCCGUGAGCACUGCAUAGACACACUGCGGGAAUGGACGCGUGCCAAGGCCAUCCAUCAGCCAUCAGGAUUGCAUGCUGUUCCCCAAUGGAGAGCGGUCAAGGACUGCCUCCAGAACUAG